Molecule: messenger RNA, 1230 nt
Organism: Exophiala bonariae
Lineage: Eukaryota; Fungi; Ascomycota; Eurotiomycetes; Chaetothyriales; Herpotrichiellaceae
Exons: 1
Coding region: 1-1230 (409 amino acids)
Source: RefSeq, a predicted model, not a curated record
AUGAACAACUCCCAUCGAGGGUUGCCACUUCCAGCUGCUCUUAGCUUGCCGCCUCCAGACCGUGGCCUUUCCACAGCCCCAGCUCCCUUGGGUCAUCUUCCAGCCCCUCCUUCGCAAUGGGCGGGCCAGGACGAUUCCAUGCGGAGUUGGCUUCACGCAAAGGCUGAGGAGGACCGACGAAAGCAAGAGGAGGAGAAGACUCGCCAGGAGGGUUUACGGCUUGACCAACGUCGGAUUGAGCAGACCAUGUUGAGGGAGUCACUGCAGGGUGGGAUCCCGCCCCCCAUGGUUCCCUUGAUCUUUGCCGGCAUGGGAGGAGGCAACCUUCCGGGACAGACCCUCGAGUGGGCACAAACGUACCUUGCAAACCUCAGCAUCCAAAAUCAACAGCAACAGCAGCAGAUUCAAGCCCAACAACAGCAACUUCAGCAGCAGAUCCAUCAGCAGGCACAACCACAGAUGUCGCCCGAUGUGCACCGAGACAACAGAAUGAUUCCUCACAACCCAUAUGGAAGUCAGCCGCAACUUCCCCCCGCACAGUCUGCCCCUUCCUCAGUCACAUCGCAGCCUACACAGUCUGCAAACCUUGGCCGGAAUUCGAUCUCUGGACCUCAACCAUCAACUCUCUCACGAUUAAACACUACGGAAUUCAUCCCAAAUUCUACACCAGGACAGGCUCGUCAACCACUACAUCCUCUACAGCAUCCACAAACAAGUUCUACUGAAGGCUCAUCUGGACCAGGACUAUUUUUCCACCACUGGACACCCCCGACUGCGUCGACUGGUGGAAAUCAACCUCCUACACCUUCUGGCAAGAGUGCUCAAGGUUCGCCCUUCUCCCAGACUGCGGCCUCGCACUUAAGGGCUGACUAUCAGAACUCACCAAAGAAACGAAAGAUCACUGGUGGGCAACCAAUGGGCACCGCACCAACGUCGCAGCCCAAUGACCCCCCACAGGCGUAUUCAUCUCGUUCCUCUCGAGAACGCGAGAUGUCUCCGGGCCAUCGAUACCGUCCCAGACGGCAUUCACGUCAGAGCAGCGACGAGUCUGCCCGCAAUCACGACAGCAGUGGACGCACCAUCGCUCGACCGAGCAGCCGCCAACAACGCAGGGAUGAGCUCAGUGGAGUGGCACCUGACCCAAGAAGGCAACUAACGGGGUCAUCGACCAGUGCAUCGAGCGACGACAAUCCUGUUCGGUAUGAGGGCUUUAAGUCUGAAACGCGGUAA